Molecule: messenger RNA, 2853 nt
Organism: Equus caballus (horse)
Lineage: Eukaryota; Metazoa; Chordata; Mammalia; Perissodactyla; Equidae
Source: RefSeq, a predicted model, not a curated record
CAACCGCCUCCCGGGCCGCCGCCCCUCCGGCCUCGGCCUGCAGCGCGGACCCCGCUUCCUUUGCGGAUCUGAAUUAUUGUCUUGGCCUCCUCCUCCUUCCCCCUUGAGAUUACGGUGCUGCGAGACCGACCCCGUCGCCUCGGCCCGGUGCGAGGCUCUGCGCCUCUGCCGCUGCUCAUCUUGUCCUCAUCUCCUCGCAGAGACCCCGAUCCACCUGCCUCCCUGCCAGGGUGGCCCGACGGUGACGGCGGAGGGCUGGACCGCACGCUGAGAGUGCCCUGCCCAGGCUGCCCCUCCACCCGCCGCUCUCUUGUGUUCUGAGCUCUCUGGAAAGAGAGAAGACGCAGGGGAAGAUGUGGCUGAAGCUUUUUUUCUUGCUCCUCUAUUUUCUGGUCCUGUUCGUCCUGGCUAGGUUUUUUGAGGCCAUUGUGUGGUAUGAAACUGGCAUCUUUGCCACCCAGCUGGUGGAUCCGGUGGCGCUGAGCUUCAAGAAGCUGAAGACCAUUCUGGAGUGCCGGGGGCUAGGCUACUCGGGGCUGCCCGAGAAGAAGGAUGUCCGGGAGCUGGUGGAAAAGUCAGGUGACUUGAUGGAGGGUGAGCUGUAUUCUGCACUCAAGGAAGAGGAAGCAGCUGAAUCUGUUUCUAGUACCAAUUUCAGUGGUGAAAUGCACUUCUAUGAGCUUGUAGAAGACACAAAAGAUGGCAUCUGGUUGGUUCAGGUCAUAGCAAACGACAGAAGUCCCUUGGUGGGUAAAAUCCACUGGGAGAAAAUGGUGAAAAAGGUGUCAAGAUUUGGAAUACGUACAGGCACUUUUAACUGUUCCAGUGACCCCAGAUACUGCAGGAGAAGAGGCUGGGUGCGAUCCACACUCAUUAUGUCUGUUCCACAAACGAGUACUUCUAAAGGGAAAGUCAUGCUUAAAGAAUACAGUGGACGCAAGAUUGAAGUAGAGCACAUUUUUAAGUGGAUAACUGCUCAUGCAGCUUCUCGGAUCAAAACCAUUUAUAAUGCUGAACAUUUGAAAGAAGAAUGGAAUAAAAGUGAUCAAUAUUGGGUAAAGAUAUACCUAUUUGCAAACCUUGACCAACCCCCAGCUUUCUUCUCUGCACUAAGUAUAAAGUUUACUGGAAGAGUUGAGUUUAUUUUUGUUAAUGUGGAAAAUUGGGACAACAAGAGUUAUAUGACAGAUAUUGGUGUAUAUAACAUGCCAUCAUACAUACUGAGAACUCCUGAAGGAAUUUAUAGAUAUGGAAACCACACAGGCGAAUUUAUAUCCCUUCAGGCCAUGGAUUCAUUUUUGCGCUCAUUACAACCUGAAGUCAAUGAUCUGUUUGUUUUGAGCUUGGUUCUAGUUAAUCUUAUGGCAUGGAUGGACUUGUUUAUCACACAAGGAGCAACCAUAAAGCGAUUUGUGGUUCUCAUAAGCACUUUAGGGACAUAUAAUUCUCUAUUAAUUAUUUCCUGGCUACCUGUGUUGGGCUUUUUACAGCUCCCUUACUUAGAUAGCUUUUAUGAAUAUAGCUUAAAAUUGUUGAGAUAUUCCAAUACAACCACACUGGCUUCAUGGGUGAGGGCAGACUGGAUGUUCUAUUCUUCACACCCGGCCCUGUUUCUCAGUACGUACCUUGGACAUGGUUUACUAAUUGAUUACUUUGAGAAGAAGAGACGGCGAAACAACAACAAUGACGAAGUCAAUGCCAAUAACUUAGAAUGGUUAUCAAGUCUGUGGGACUGGUACACCAGCUACCUCUUCCACCCGAUUGCUUCUUUUCAGAACUUUCCUGUAGAAUCUGAUUGGGACGAAGACCCUGAUUUGUUCUUGGAGCGGUUAGCUUUCCCUGACCUUUGGCUUCACCCUCUGAUACCAACUGAUUAUAUAAAAAACUUGCCAAUGUGGCGAUUUAAAUGCCUUGGAGUCCAGUCUGAAGAGGAAAUUUCGGAGGGUCCUCAAGAUAUUGAGAAUGACUCAGACAGCGAGAGCACAGACACUUUUAGCAGUGAGAAGGAAGUAUUUGAAGAUAAACAAAGCGUAGUUCACAAUUCUCCAGGAAGAGCAAGUCUCUGUGAUGCUGAGGCUUGUUCAUGUGCCAAUAAAUAUUGUCAGACCAGCCCAUAUGAAAGGAAGGGGAGGUCGUAUGGAUCAUAUAACACUAAUGAAGAUAUGGAACCAGAUUGGUUAACUUGGCCUGCUGAUAUGCUGCACUGUACUGAAUGUGUUGUUUGCCUAGAGAAUUUUGAAAAUGGAUGUUUGCUAAUGGGGUUGCCUUGUGGUCAUGUGUUCCAUCAGAAUUGCAUUGUGAUGUGGUUGGCUGGGGGCCGACACUGUUGCCCUGUUUGCCGGUGGCCUUCUUAUAAAAAAAAGCAGCCAUAUGCACAACACCAGCCCUUGUCAAAUGAUGUCCCAUCUUAACCAUGUGCAAUUUGUCCUUUAUAAGCUUUGAGUAUCUUACAGCUUGCCUUUUUAAUGUUAGUCACAAUGUUGUUGUGGUUUGAAGUUUAGUUUAAUGUUAAUGCAGUGACAGGAAAUACACAUUAUGCUAAUGUUGAUGACAAUUAUUUGGUUGCCUUGUGUGUCAAUUGAAUGCAUACUUAAUUGUAAAAAUUUUUAUUUACAACAUUGGAAAUUCAGACAUUAAUGUUUUUUGUAAGCACAAAAGAAGUAUGAUAGAAAUUUAUCCUAGCAAGACUUUACAAGUUAGGAUCAAAUUCUAAUGGAAUUGAGGCCGUUUCUUUUCCUAAAUGUUUCCUCCCUUUUUACAAUCUCUGUCCAGCACCUCUUGGUUAAAUAAUGUAUGCUCUGAGACAUGAAAUUAAAACAGACCUAUGAAAUAAAUUAUUUUAAAAUGAGACUA